UCUGUAAACGUCCUGGUUCCAAACUGUAAGAUCUACAAUGAUGCGAGCUGUGACAUCUCAGCAGACGGUCAGCUGUUGGCGGUCUUCAUUCCCAGCAGUCAGCGGGGUUUUCCUGACGAAGGCAUCCUCGCCAUCUACUCGCUCGCCCCGCACAACCUGGGAGAGAUGCUGUACACCAAGAGAUUCGGUCCGAAUGCGAUCUCCGUCAGCUUGUCUCCGAUGGGCUGCUACGUCAUGGUCGGCCUGGCCUCUCGCAGGAUCCUGCUGCAUCCCACCACCGACCACAUGGUGGCGCAAGUGUUCCGUCUGCAGCAGCCUCACGGAGGAGAGACGUCCAUCAGGAUGGUCUUUAACGUGGUCUACCCGAUGGCUCCGGACCAGCGCCGCCACGUCAGCAUCAACUCUGCCCGCUGGCUCCCUGAUCCGGGGAUGGGCCUGGCUUACGGAACCAACAAGGGGGACCUGGUGAUCUGCCGGCCCGUGUUCUAUCGGAGUGAUGGUGAGAGCCCUGCAGAGUCAAGCAGUGAACCUCUGUUCUCUGUCAACAACAGCGGAACCAGCCGGACCCGAAGUUCUGACAGACCAGGGCCGAACCGCUCCGGAUGGAGACUGGACCGAGACAUGGGUUUGAUGAACGCGAUUGGUCUUCAGCCCCGACACCCCGCCCCUUCAGUGACAUCACAGGGCACUCAGACGCCAAUCAUCCAGCUGCAGAACGCAGAGACCCAAACGGAGCGGGACCUAUCAGAGCCCGGCGUGUCACAGCCAGCACUGAGUACUGACCAAUCAGAUCCUUCAUUACACAAUGUCCCUCCUGAGACUCCGUCCACGAGUGGGUCGGCUCCAGGACCGCCCGAGACGUCUCAGACCAGCAGAGCUCAGGACGGCGUGCAGGGUGGUGCUGCAGCCGAGCCCAACACGUCCACAGCGAGCACCGCAGAGUCGGCAGAGUUUGGUUCUGGCGAGGACGCUCUGGCGAGGAUCCGCCGGCUGAUCGCGGAGGGUGGGAUGACGGCGGUGGUGCAGCGGGAGCAGAGCACCACCAUGGCGUCCAUGGGCGGCUUUGGAAACAACAUCAUCGUCAGUCACCGCAUCCACCGCGGCUCCCAGACCGGCGCCUCCAGGCCCAUGGCUGACCCAACUGGGACCACUGCCGCCGGGGCCACCCCCUCCACCUCAGGGCCUCAGACCUACGCCCCUCCCCAAGCUUCCAGCCCGGCUGAACCACUCGCUCCCGUGUGGGGCCCCCCGGUUCUGUCGGGCCCGCCGCCCUCGGGCCUGUCUCUGGACAUGGAUGACGUGUUUGACGGGGGUCGGACAGACGAGGACUCCCUGCCGGGCCCCUCCUCUUCCUCCCUGCUGUUGUCUUCCCCCUCUUCCUCCUCCUCCUCUCACAGCCCCCUCCCCCUCCCUGGUGGUGGUGGCGGGGUUGCCCCCCCCAACAGUUACUCCGGCAACCCGUACAGCAGGUAGUUCUCCUAUUGGCCAAGAGAAGCCGAGCGUCGACGGUUGCCGGGUCCAGCAGAGGGCGCUCCUCGAAGCCUUAACUCACAGAAUGGGUGCUGCUUUGACUCGCUUGGGGUCUCCCAACUGGAAACGAAGGGACGCAAGGAAACCCCCCCCCCCCCGGUGCGGCGUCGGCGUGCACUUCCUCUGCACUUAACCAGACUGAAGCUGAGCCGCCAUCAUUAUUGUCAGAAAGGGCUUCGACCUGAACGGAGGCAUCACAGUGCCAUGAGGGAGGUGGGGGGGG
This is a messenger RNA of Larimichthys crocea (large yellow croaker), 1753 nucleotides long. RefSeq names its product activating molecule in BECN1-regulated autophagy protein 1. Gene Ontology annotation, biological process: autophagosome assembly; mitophagy. Gene Ontology annotation, cellular component: intracellular membrane-bounded organelle; Cul4-RING E3 ubiquitin ligase complex. The transcript is spliced from 7 exons. The record is from RefSeq and is a predicted model, not a curated record. Gene Ontology annotation, molecular function: ubiquitin-like ligase-substrate adaptor activity. Bases 166 to 1473 code for a protein of 435 amino acids. Lineage: Eukaryota; Metazoa; Chordata; Actinopteri; Sciaenidae.